This is a messenger RNA of Lotus japonicus, 2416 nucleotides long. Its product is annotated as transcription factor EGL1-like. Lineage: Eukaryota; Viridiplantae; Streptophyta; Magnoliopsida; Fabales; Fabaceae. Bases 285 to 2231 code for a protein of 648 amino acids. The record is from RefSeq and is a predicted model, not a curated record. The transcript is spliced from 9 exons.
CCAGCAGUUUGUGGUGGUUAGACAAAUUUUAUGAAAGAAAAAUAAUAAUUCUACAUUUUGUGGCGGUUUACAGGUUCAUGUAAAUAUCACUCUCAAUGAUUCAGCUGGGAUUUCAAUUUCUUCGCUGCUAUUGUUUUUGUAGUAACAUAAUAAAUACACUUGACUUGGGUACACAUGAUUACUCUAUACACUGAAAGUAACUAAAGUGAAUUUGAGCAGUGUUGUAAUGCCGUUUACUGUUGAGUGUCUGAAAGUAAACAAGCAAAGCAGCUAGCAGGAGAACAAUGGCCAUUGGGAGCCCAAAGCAUGAGAAGAAGAUGCAGGAAAAGAACCUGAGUGCACAACUAGCUGUUGCAGUCAGAAGUAUUCAAUGGAGCUAUGGAAUUUUCUGGGCACCUUCAACCACUCAACAAAGAGAACUGGAAUGGAGGGAUGGGUACUACAAUGGAGACAUUAAGACAAUGAAGACAGUGCAAACCAUGGAAACUAAGGCUGAUAAAAUAGGCCUGCAGAGGAGUGAACAACUGAGAGAACUAUACAAGUUUCUUCUUGUAGGUGAAGCUGACCCACUAGCUAAAAGACCUUCUGCUUCAUUAUCUCCAGAGGAUCUCUCAGAUUCAGAGUGGUAUUACUUGGUUUGCAUGUCCUUUGUGUUCUACCCCAACCAAAGUUUGCCUGGAAAAGCACUAGAAACUGGUGAAACAGUGUGGCUAUGCAAUGCUCAGCAGGCAGAUAGUAAAUUUUUCUCUCGUUCUUUGCUAGCAAAGAGUGCCUCUAUUCAGACAGUGGUGUGUUUUCCCUAUCUUGGAGGUGUCAUUGAGAUAGGAACAACUGAACUGGUAUCUGAGGAUCCUAAUCUCAUUCAACAUGUGAAGGCAUGCUUCUUAGAAAUCUCAAAGCCUACAUGUUCUGAUAAAUCAUCCUCUGCCCAUGACAAACCACAUGAUGACAACAAAUAUCCAACAUGCACCAAGGGUGACCAUGAGGUUUUAGACAAAAUUCCCAUGGAGAACUCAUGUUCCUUUGCAGAAGAACUCAAAUUUGAUGAAUAUCCUGGCAGGGAGUUACAAGAUGAUGAUAACAAUGAAGAUUGUGACAUGGAUGGAUUCUCUGAUGGUGGUUGUGAUCAUUAUGAAUCCAUGAUAGAGGGCAUCAACGAGGGUGGUUCUUCUCAAGUUCAUUUUGUGAAUGAAGGUGGUGACAUCAAUGGUGCCCCAGAUUCCUCUAGUUCUUGUGAUUGUAGGUCUGAGGCUUCUGAGAACCAUGGUAAGAAGGAUUCUAAAAAUGUAAUCCAAAUUCAACAAAAGGAGCUUCAAGACUGUGAUGAUAACUCAAAAAGUAGCUCUUUGGAUAUUGGAGCUGAUGAAGUUUUGUACUACACAAGAACUCUCUGUGCUGUUCUGGGAAAUUCAUCAAGUUUUGCACAAAAUCUAUGUGCAAGUAAAUCUAGUUUUGUGAAAUGGAAUAAAGGAGGAGUUUCUGAAAGGAAGUGGCCGCGGUUGCAACAAAUGAUGUUAAAGAAGACUUUGUUUGAUGUCCCUUUUAUGCACCUAAGUUGCUCCUCUCUCAAAUUACAAAAAGAAAAUGGAAGAAAAGAAUGGACUUCUAAAUUGGAAAAUGCUGAUAAUUUCAUGGGGAAUGUCUUCUCUGAUAAGAAAAGAGAAUCUAGAAACAUUCAGGUACUCAAAUCUGUGGCUCCUUCUGCAUGUGAGGUGGAGAAGAUUUCAGUUCUUGGUGACACAAUUCAAUACUUGAAAAAGCUUGAGGCAAGAGUGGAAGAACUAGAAUCUUACAUGGACACUACAGCUACUGGAGCAAGAACCAGAAGAAAAUGCCCAGAUGUGCAAGAGCAGAUAUCAGAUAACUAUGGCCCCAGUAAUAUUUACAUGGGAAUGAAAAAAUCUAGGAUAAACAAGAGGAAGGCUUGUGAUAUUGAUGACAUAGACACAGGGCUAGACAUGAUUGUUUCUGAAGAAGAUAAGCCAUUGGAUGUGAAAGUCAACAUGAAGGAGGAAGAGGUUCUGAUUGAGAUGAAAUGUCCUUACAGGGAAUACAUAUUGUAUGAUAUCAUGGAUGCCAUAAGCAAUCUGCAUAUAGAUGCACACACAGUUGAUUCAUCAACAGCUGAUGGUGUUCUCACAUUUAAACUUAAAUCCAAGUUUCGAGGAGCAGCAACUGCGCCAGUGCGGAUGAUCAAAGAAGCACUCUGGAAAGUAUCUGGAAAGAUUUGAAAUGCCUGAUUGAGUGUCUCAUGGAAGUAGUAGAUUCUUCUAAUUCAACAAUUUCAUCUUUGUAACUCUAGAACAGUGAUUACCUUCCUAACAAGCAUGUCUUAUUGUGUGAAUCUUGAUUUUGGCUAUUUUGCUUAACUUCCUAACUGGGAUUCUGCAGUUUAAUUACUAUCAGGUUUGAAUUA